Messenger RNA from Symbiodinium sp. CCMP2592, 738 nucleotides. The record is from the annotation of a GenBank genome assembly. Lineage: Eukaryota; Dinophyceae; Suessiales; Symbiodiniaceae.
AUGUCAGGGGUUCAUGUUCCAGUCGGUCACCCACCUGUGGUCUUCUGCACGCCAGGAAACAGGGAUUUAUGCGAGAAGACCGUUGCCCACUUGAGCUGGACCAUAGGGAAGGCCCGCUUCCGCACUUUUGCGAAUGGAGAGAUCUCCGUGAAGCUGGAGCAAUCUGUAUCCAAUUAUGAUGUGUUCGUGGUUUGUGCGCGAGAUGACUUUGAGUGCGAGAUCAACUUCAUGCUCAUGCAGUUGCUGAUCAUGCUGGACGCACUGAAGUCCGAGUCGCCGCACCGUAUCACCGUGGUAUUGCCCUGCGUUGAGUAUGCCCGGCAGGAUAGAAAGUUCGAGGCUGGAGAAGCCAUCGCCCCGAAGCUCCUGCUGCACCUGAUGGCAACUGCAGGGGCAGACCGUUUCGUCACGAUUGACUUGCACAACCAGGCCGAAGCUGGCUUCAGCCCAGCACAGGCUGCGCUUGAUGAGCUGACCUGCGAGAAAUACCUCGGAGCAUUUAUUCGGGAAGCGAUCCCAAGCUUCAAACCAGAGGAGACAUUGGUGUGUGCCACCGAUGCGGGCGGCGCCAAGCGGACCAGGAAAAUGGCCGAUGAGCUGCAGGUCGGGUUUAUGAUGGCCGACAAGUUCAGGCCCAAAGCAGGCGAAGUCGGCCAGGUGAAGAUCAUUUCUGAUGCAUCCCUGAACCCGUCGAACGUCAUAAUUGUGGAUGACAUGUGCCAGCCUUGGGCAUGUUAA